CCCUGAAAUCUUGACCAAAACUUGUUGGUUAUACAGUUCUACUUUGUUGUGCUGGAUACUAUAAUGUUACCAGGGGAAAUAUCCUUAUGAUGAGACCUUUGCCUUCAGUUUCUGCAGCUUAUGGAAUGCUCAUACAAGAGGAAAAACAAAGAGGAAUUCAAAGUACACCUCACAUUGUUCCCGAUCAUGCUUCUCUUAAUGCAAACACUCAAUCAUCUUACAGAGGAAGAUAUGAAGAUAAAAGGAUCAUUAGCUGUGAUUAUUGCAAGAAGAAGGGACACACUGCCAACAAGUGUUACAGGCUUGUGGGAUUUCCCAAGGAUUAUAAGUUCAACAAGGGAAAGAAAAUGGCUGCCAAUGUGGUGAAUGAGGAAGAACCAGAAAUGAAUGAGUCUGAAGGCGGACAAAGCAAGACUGAUAGUACAUUCAAUCCUGAGAUUUACAGUCAAUUCAUGAGGUUUCUCAGCACAUGUCAUGGAGACAAAGGUCACAUUGCUGCUGAUUCAAACCUUUCACAAGCAUUUUCAGCACAUAUGGCAGGCCCAAUUGACCGGUUGAAUAUCCGGGUUACCCCACAAACCGGCAAGCCUGCCACCAAACCCCAAGUUCUCCCUCAUUUCAUCGCCGGCGGUUGGACGGUGGGGAAGAAGCGAACCAUGCGGUUUCAGAUGCUUAAACAACCCUUAUGCAGCUACUACGCAUUCACCUCGAGAAAUAGCUUCAAUUUCCUCUCCAAAUCAGAAUUCGCUCCUCAGUUCUCCGCAAAAUGGAUGGGAAUCAAGGGUCGCGUUUAUAGAGAUUUUGCAACAUCGGCGAAGAUUCAGAACAAGAAGAGGAGACUAGAUGAAAUAUGCUUGGAGAGAUACCAACAAUAUAGUAGAACAUUUAUACAGUCUUGGAUUCUACAAGGGAAGGUGCUUGUGGAUGGUAAAAUUGUGACCAAAGCUGGAACUCCAAUCCCUGAGAAAGCUGUUGUGGAGAUCAUAGCUGAAGUUCCAAAAUAUGUAUGUAGAGGUGGACACAAGUUAGAAGCUGCUAUUGAGAAACUGGAGAUUGAUGUAGCUGGAAAAGUUGCUCUAGACUCUGGAUUGUCAACUGGAGGGUUUACUGAUUGUUUACUUCAGUAUGGUGCUUCCUAUGUUUAUGGUGUUGAUGUAGGAUAUGGACAGGUUGCUGACAAAAUCCGUCGGGAUGAACGUGUAAGUGUUAUAGAGAGAACAAACCUGAGGUACCUUUCUGACCUUCCACAAAAGGUUGAUGUGGUGACUUUGGACCUCUCCUUUAUUUCAAUACUUCUGGUCAUGCCAUCCGUGGUCAAUUUGAUGAAGGAAGAUGCAACAUUAGUUACUUUGAUUAAACCUCAGUUUGAGGCCCACAGAAACCAAGUUGGGGGUGGUGGAAUAGUGAGGGAUCCAUUGGUCCAUCAAGAGGUCGUCGAGAAGAUUGUGAAUGGGGUGCAAAGUCAUGGCUUCCAUUGCAAAGGCUGGAUUGAGUCCCCAUUGAAAGGGGCUGAAGGAAACACAGAAUUUCUUGCUUGUUUCUACAGAGCAGCCAUUGAAAACACUGACCAAGCUGGGGAAUAGUAACUCGAUGUAAUGAUUAAUGGAAAUAAGUUUCAAAAAAAAUGAAGGCCUUGUAGAAUUGAGUGCAUUUAGUUUAAUGUUUGCUGGGAUUAUUCAGUUUUAUCCAUCCAUCAGUAAUUUACUAUUGAUUUUGUCUUUAGGAACUCUUUACUGCUACAUUCAAAAGAAAGUUCUAGUUUUGAU
Molecule: messenger RNA, 1766 nt
Organism: Cuscuta campestris
Lineage: Eukaryota; Viridiplantae; Streptophyta; Magnoliopsida; Solanales; Convolvulaceae
Source: the annotation of a GenBank genome assembly